This is a messenger RNA of Coregonus sp. 'balchen', 4058 nucleotides long. NCBI's taxonomy places the organism in Eukaryota, Metazoa, Chordata, Actinopteri, Salmoniformes, Salmonidae. The record is from the annotation of a GenBank genome assembly.
AUGAAUGGCCUAUCGGUCAGUGAGCUAUGCUGCCUGUUCUGCUGCCCUCCCUGUCCGAGCCGUAUUGCCGCCAAGCUUGCCUUCCUGCCUCCUGAGCCUACAUAUUCCCUCUUGCCGGACCUCGAUGGGUAUGUGGCCCCAGGGACAGCAGGGUCAGCGGGGCUGAGAUCGAGGGGAGGGGUACCUGGAGCGGCUGUAGGGGGUUCAGGCAGCACUGGUCCUGCAGAGGGUAAAUGGAAGCUCCACCUGACAGAGCGAGCUGAGUUUCAGUACUCCCAGAGAGAGCUGGAUGCUACAGAGGUGUUCCUCACCCGCUCCAGCCGUGGCAACCGGGUGGGCUGUAUGUACAUCCGCUGUGCCCCCACUGCCAGGUUAGUCGCGCAGAACUGUGUGUGUGCACGUGCGUGUACCUUGGCUCAUUUAGGUCAUUUUGUCUGACUGUGUGUCACGCUUCCUCUGAUAAACUCCUUCCCCUUUUAGUCUUGUCUUCUUUUUGUAAUGCCAUUAUUUUUGUGUGUCCUAUUUCCUUACUUCCUGUACUUGCAUCCUCAUUGGCAAUCUCAAAUCUGUUCUGUUUCCUCAUUCAUUGUUUAGGCCAUCUCUUUUGACCUACGUUUACCAUUCUACUUAUUCUUACCCCAAUUUAUGCUCACAUUUUUGCCUGUGGUCUUGUAAGAUAGUCUGAUUUGUCUAUUGGUCUUUGAUCGUCUGGUUUGCUGAGUUUAUACCUCAGUAUGUCUUCAUAUUGUAUGGCUUCAGGUAGCCAACUUGUUUCUCUUGUUGGUGUUCAGUAAUCAACUAAAUUGAUUUGAGAAGACAUGGACUGGGUCUUGUUACACUUGAGUAGUGCCAGUGUAACACAUGAAUGCAAUGUAAUAUGGCAAUCCUUGUUCAGGGUCACAUUUUGACCAAAACGCCCAAGAGCAAAGAUAUGACUUACUGUAUGGGAGAGGCCCAGUCUAUUGAAAGAAUAGAGAGGAUCCAGUCGCUUUAGGGAGCACAGCUCACAUUCAUGAAUAUAAAGCACAUGGAUUGUGCCUGGGGUAUAGCAACCCUAUUAUUAAUGUAGUACAGAACAAGCAAAAAGACCUGAUUCAAACUUAGUGAACUAGUCCUCUCUUGAGUCUGUGGCCAUAACCAAUUGACCUUAUACUGCACAUUCAUGUCCCAUGCAAAGAGGUAAUUCCUGAGGUUUCAAUGGAAAUCUGCUAUUCACACAGUACAGGUCAGUAUAGGUAAAAAUACCAGGUAGAGUCCAUAGCCGCAGGAAAUAGGAGUGUUGGAGGUGCUGCAGCGCCCUCUGAUAAAUGUAAAUACAUUUGUUAAAAUUAUAUAGCCUAAUUACUCCUAUCUGUAGCCUACAGACGUCAAUAAAAUCAUUCAAAAUACCAGAGAGUCGCAGUUUGGGCAGCGAGUGCCAACUGCUUGUUGCUUUGCGGCCAUAGAAAUAUAAUCUAUAGAAUGGCUUUGGAAUCUCUAAGCCUGGCAAUCUGACUGGUAAACUCAUGGGUACACUCACAAUGGCUGCCAGUCCUGACUUGAAUGGGAACCUCUGUUCUAUGGAUUAUAUUAUUAUGGUUGUGGCUGUAAGUGAACAGCUAUAAUCUGCCUUUUACACAUUUCAAAAUACAAUCGUGGGAAAAACAUAGUUUAUAAAGCAAAUGCAUACUGCUGAAAAUAGCAGACUAAUCUGUCUGUAGAAGCGACCAAAUGUUUUCUCAACAACUCUACAUUUUGAGCGAACAUCACUUUAGAUAUUGGCAUAGGAGCAUUGGCCAUCACCGGUGAGUAGCCUAUGCAUAUUCAUGCUAUCUUCAUCAUUGGGUGAGUCAGUGCCACUGGAUAGUUUAUUUAGUAGCCUAUUUAUAUUUCAUCCUAAUAUUGUUCAAUCUGCGUGUCUCCCCUCUUUUCAUUGGCCUGGGCUUCUGGUUGCACCCCCAACUCAAAACAUCUUCCCGCGGCUAUGGUAGAGUCCAUCUUUUUAACCUAGUCGUUGCUCUGUGGCUUCUCUCACCAGGUUCACAGUGCUGUUCUCCCAUGGCAACGCGGUGGACCUGGGCCAGAUGAGCAGCUUCUAUAUCGGCCUGGGAACGCGCAUCAACUGCAACAUCUUCUCCUACGACUACUCCGGCUACGGCGUCAGCACGGGCAAGCCUUCCGAGAAGAACCUCUACGCUGACGUUGAAGCUGCCUGGCAGGCCCUGCGCACACGGUACGUACGGCACUGCCGCAACGCAGUCAGUGUGGGAGAUGUCACCUUACAGAGAGAGGAGGGGUGGUGUGGGUGGGGUCAUUUCACACAAGGAAAGGCUAAUGGACUGUUUCAUUAGUUUGAUGGGAUGCUGUGCUAUCAAUGGCUGCCCUGGGAUGGAUGGAUGUUAGAGUUAUGGAGCUACAGCUAUAGGAUUAGUUUUUAUGUUAGACGUGCCAUGUUCGCAGACAUUUGUUACCCGUCAACUCCUAGAUCUAUGUGAUAAAAGUAUGUAUUAUCAUUCCAUAUUAUCAUAGUUUAGGAGCUUCAUAGGAGUGAUUUCUAUUCAAAUUGUUUUAGUGUUUGCCACUACAAGCUUUUCCCUGACAUGAUUGUGUUUUAUUCCACUCUCUCCCUGGUUGUGAUCAGGUAUGGCAUCAGCCCAGAGAACAUAAUCCUGUACGGGCAGAGCAUUGGCACCGUUCCCACGGUCGACCUGGCAUCACGGUAUGAGUGUGCCGCCGUGGUGCUCCACUCCCCCCUCACUUCUGGCAUGCGGGUGGCCUUCCCAGACACGAAGAAGACCUACUGCUUUGAUGCUUUUCCCAAGUGAGUAACCUACAACACCUUCCUCUUAUCACCUUAUCUUCAUCUUCACAUAAUUGCAGAUUUAACAAGAUUAGCAGAUAAUUGCAGAACUGGAAAUGUCAGUGGCAAAAUAUUUCUGUCCAUCUAAAAGAAGAAGAGCUGCAAUCUCUUUCAUAGCUUCCAUGUAUUUUAUUAUUCAGUCUCUCUCCUUCUCGCUCCUCCUCCCCCUCCCUGGGGAAUCAGCCUUAGCACAUAUGAGUCAUAACUGAGUCAUCUCUCACUCUGCAUCAGAUCAUAAGCAGGUGUCAGAAACACUGACUCCUCCAGUCAUUUAUCAUAUCAUCGCCCAUUAUUAUGUAAAGUGUGGUAUUUGAACCAUUAGGAUCACAUGCUGGUUCACUGAAUAGGAUUCCAUUACAGUCCAGUUCCAGUACCAGGCAGUGCCAGUGUAGGAGUAGAGUAGGUGGUGGGGAGGGGGCUGGGGAUGCCUCUUGUCUGUGGUGAAAGCCUCCAGUGUUCUCCUCCACCCCCCUGAGCUCUCCCACCCCUAGGCCCCUGUUGCCCAGUUGGCACUCCCCAGCCCACACUACACUCGGCUCCCAUACUCAAUACUCCAUCUAGUCAGAGUGGACUCCCAGUGAUGUGAUACUAGCUUAGUUCAGAUCUGUAUUUGCAGUUAUGGACUAGCAGAUGGAGCUGAGCUGAUUUGGGAAAUGCAUUUACAUGCAGCAGGAUUGUGUUCUCAUUAUUAUCCCCUUCCUGUCCUGUUUGUCCCUCUACCUGCUAGACAACAGUUGCUGCUCACUGCUCACAGCUGCAGGGCAUUUUGCACUAACUGGCCAUGCUAGAACAGACUGUACAACGCUUUCUAUCCACGGUUACCCUUGAAGAACAUACUUGCCCAUUAGUUAUAACAAUGUUGUUACAUAAUUCCUAUCGUACAUUGCCAUCUAGAGACUACCUUUGCUUCCUUUAUCCCCAGUCACUAACUCCUUUGUCCAUUGUCUCUCUGUCAGCAUUGAGAAGGUGUCUAAGAUCACGUCACCGGUGCUGAUCAUCCACGGGACGGAGGACGAGGUGAUCGACUUCUCCCACGGCCUGGCUCUGUUCGAGCGCUGUCCCAAGGCCGUGGAGCCACUCUGGGUGGAGGGGGCGGGACACAACGACAUUGAACUGUACAGCCAGUACCUGGAGCGCCUGCGCCGCUUCAUUGGCCAGGAGCUGGCCGCACAGCACGCCUGAACCCCCCCCCCCCACACCACCUCCAGGCUCCAACUCU